GAGUGCUUUCCCUCAACUCAAGAGGACCCAUUUAGGAACAAUGAACUCCCGAAUUUCACCAUUGUUGCAGCAGACUUUCACUGAACAUGACAGGUUGGGUCAAGCAUUCGAUGAUGCUUUGGAGGUGUUGCAGCAUUCAAUUGGAGGAUUUCAAUACUCCCCAGAACAUAAAACUCAGAUGGCUCACUAUUACCCUCAGCAAUUCAGAGGAAAUUGCAGCUACUAUGGCAUUUUAUCCCCAGGAGAGCCCACCUAUAACUGGAGGAGCGUAAUAAAUGGUCCUGGGGACUUGUAUUUGGAAGAAAAUAUCCCACAGUCUCUGCAGAGCAUAAAUGAAAACCAGCUGGCGGGACAAGUCUCCCUCUUCCAGCCAAAGGGAGGAAAAGGCCGGAGGAAGCUUCGACUGUUUGAAUACCUUUUCCAAUCUCUGUGCGAUUCGGAGAUGUCGUCUUGUAUUCAGUGGGUCGACAAAACCAAAGGUGUCUUUCAGUUUGUAUCAAAAAACAAAGAAAAGCUUGCUGAGCUAUGGGGGAAAAGAAAAGGCAACAGAAAGCCCAUGACUUACCAGAAGAUGGCCAGAGCCCUGAGGAACUAUGCCAGGACUGGGGAGAUCACGAAAAUCCGCAGAAAGCUGACCUACCAGUUCAGUGAAGCUGCUCUCCUGAGACUAUCUCCAUCUCACUUCAGGGGGAAAGACCUCUUCCACUCUCCUUAUGACCAGCGUGAUGAGGAAUUUCUCAGCCCGAACCACUGGAACACAAACUACUCACACCAGUUACCAGAAUUAAGUCACCCCAGCUUCUGA
This is a messenger RNA of Phodopus roborovskii (desert hamster), 805 nucleotides long. RefSeq names its product Spi-C transcription factor (gene Spic). Gene Ontology annotation, biological process: cell differentiation; regulation of transcription by RNA polymerase II. Lineage: Eukaryota; Metazoa; Chordata; Mammalia; Rodentia; Cricetidae. The record is from RefSeq and is a predicted model, not a curated record. Bases 41 to 805 code for a protein of 254 amino acids. The transcript has 5 exons. Gene Ontology annotation, cellular component: nucleus. Gene Ontology annotation, molecular function: DNA-binding transcription factor activity, RNA polymerase II-specific; sequence-specific DNA binding.